AUGGAUCUCUCUAAAUCUGAAACAACUGUAAGAAAAGUGGAACCAAACCUCCACUUGAAAGUCAGCCUUGGAAUAAUUCGAUAUAUGGGAACAUGGCCCCCUCAAAAUGAAAAAGUUUAUCGAUUUGUAUACAUGAUUUAUACUGUCACUUUUUUAGCAUUUAUGCUAGGAAUUUAUCUUUUUGUUCAGUCUAUUAACGUCGUAUUAAGUUGGGGAAAUCUCUCAAAAAUUGCGUCUGGUGCUCCUAUUUUUAUGACAAAUGCUGUGCAUGCAUACAAAUUUAUUAUCAUCGUGCGUUAUCAGAAGAGGAUACAAGAGCUUCUCAACACCGUUCAUGGACCAAUGUUUAACCAACAUAAUUUAAGACAUGAACGAAUUGUGAGUUGGUACGCAUGGCAGGGAAUUUUUCACCAUGCGGCCUACCAAAGUUUUGGUACAUUUGCAGUAAUUUGUUGGGGUUGUAUACCAAUUGCUGCUUUUUUAGAUGGAAACAAUAACCGUUUACCAUUGGAUGGAUGGUACCCUUACGAUGCAACAAAAUCACCUGCGUUCGAAAUCACCUGGUCUCAUCAGUCAGUCGCAAUAAUUCUGGGUUGCAUUCAUAACGUGGCUAUGGAUGCAUUUAUCACUGGAUUGAUGAACGUAGCAUCGUGUCAAUUCGAAUUAUUAAAAUGGAACAUUGUCGCAAUAGGAAAUGACCAAAAUCAAGAUUCAAAGUUUACGAAAAAAUUAUCAAAAUCAAAUAAUUAUUUUUUACAAAUGAAUUACGAUGAUCAGAGCUAUGCUGAGUUGCGGAAAUGUAUUCAGCACAAUUUAGCUAUAUUUGAAUUUGUUGCAGAAAUUCAAGAUUUAUUUAGCACCGUAAUUAGCAUGCAACUGUUUGUAAAUUGUCUCAUCAUUUGUUUCACGACUUUUUACAUCUCCCAGCUAACAGAAUACUUGCCAGCGGAAUUAGCAGGAAACAUCUCGUACACAUGCUGUAUGACAUAUCAAAUUUAUAUUUACUGUUGGAAUGGCAACGAAUUAUACCUUCAAAAUCAAAGUUUUGCUCAGGCAAUCUACAUGGGCAAAUGGUGGAAACAAAGUGAAAGAUAUAAACGCUCUUUACACAUUGUAAUGCUCAGAACCUGUCGACCUCUUAUUUUAACAGCAGGAUAUUUCAUGACUUUGUCAGUGUCAACAUUCAUGGCAAUCAUCAAAAUGUCAUAUUCCAUGUUUACACUCCUUCGAAGUUCAACAGAGAACAUUUAA
Belonocnema kinseyi is the source of this 1251-nucleotide messenger RNA. Its product is annotated as odorant receptor Or1-like. NCBI's taxonomy places the organism in Eukaryota, Metazoa, Arthropoda, Insecta, Hymenoptera, Cynipidae. Gene Ontology annotation, molecular function: olfactory receptor activity; odorant binding. Gene Ontology annotation, biological process: detection of chemical stimulus involved in sensory perception of smell; sensory perception of smell. The record is from RefSeq and is a predicted model, not a curated record. Gene Ontology annotation, cellular component: plasma membrane. The coding region runs from base 1 to 1251 and encodes 416 amino acids. The transcript has 8 exons.